GGCGGUACUGUGGUUCUGGCAUGCUGCCAGAUCUUGUCGUGUCGACGGGGCGCCGCCUGCUGGUGACUUACAGAAUCACUGAGUUGUCUGCCGAACGCGAGGGAUUUACAGCCAACUACACGGCGGUGUGCGGCGGGGAGAUGAAGAUGAGUGACGGGGUGCUUGAGUCUCCCAACUACCCCGAGUACUACCGACCCAGCAAGGACUGCAUCUGGAAGAUUACCGUCGAAGAGGGCCACAAGAUCGCUUUCGAAUUCACCGCAUUUGAGGUGGAAAACCACGACAACUGCUUCUAUGACUACGUGGAAGUCAGGAACGGGCCCACUGAUGACUCGCCCCUGAUCGGGAAGUACUGCGGGUACCAGCUGCCGGAGCCGCUAACGAGCUCGAGUAACAACCUUUGGGUCAGGUUCGUGUCGGACGGCAGCGUCGAGAAGCCCGGCUUCUCGGCUACCUUCAUGACAGAGCUGGACGAGUGCUCCGGCGAUGCUCACGGCUGUGAGCACAGCUGCAUCAACACGCGCGGCAGCUUCAAGUGCGCGUGUCGUAUUGGCUAUGAGCUGCACUCCGACGGCAAACGCUGCGAAGAGGCGUGCGGCGGCACGAUCGAGGCGGAAAACGGCACGGUGACCUCACCGUCCUUCCCGGAGCUGUACCCGCGCAACAAGCGCUGCAUCUGGGAGGUGCUGGCGCCGCCCCGACACCGCAUCACCCUCAACCUCACCCACUUCGACCUCGAGGGCAGCAACGUGAGUCACCAAGACUGUGACUACGACCGGCUGGAGCUGCUGAGCGUGAUGCCGGGCGAUGAGCUGCGCUCGCACGGCACCUUCUGCGGCGGCAGCCCGCCGCCUGCCGUCACCUCCGAGAGCAACAAGCUACGCAUCACCUUCUUCUCCGACAACUCGGUGGAGAAGACGGGCUUCGCCGGCUUCUUCUUCACAGACAAGGACGAGUGUUCGACCGACAACGGAGGCUGUCACCAUCGCUGCGUCAACACCGUGGGCAGCUACAUCUGCCUCUGCGACAACGGCUUCACCCUACACGAGAACGGCCACGACUGCAAGGAGGGAGGGUGCAAACAUGAAAUCGAAGCGCCGUUUGGAGAGGUGUCCAGCCCCAACUAUCCGGCGGCGUACCCCGGCAAGAAGGAUUGCGUCUGGCAUUUCAGCACCACGCCCGGGCACCGGAUCAAACUGGUGUUCAACGAGUUUGACCUGGAGCACCACCAAGAGUGCACGUACGACCACAUAUCAGUGUACGACGGCGACUCCGCCGAUCACGUGCUGCUGGGCAAUUUCUGCGGUGCCAAGGCGCCCCACCCCAUCACGGCGUCAAGGAACGAGAUGUACAUGACCUUCACCUCCGACGGCAGCGUACAGCGCAAGGGGUUCAUCGGCGCGCACAGCACAGUGUGCGGAGGCUACCUGUACGCCGAGUGGGAAGUGCAGCAUCUCUACUCCCACGCUAAGUACGGCGACGAGAACUACGACAACCGAGCUGAGUGCGACUGGACCAUCGAGGCGCCGGUGGGCUACAACGUCCGGCUGAGGUUUUUGACAUUCGAGUUGGAGGACGAACAGGACUGCGGCUACGAUGGCGUUGAGGUGCUGGAUGGCUUCGAUGAGACCGCGCACGUGCCCCACAAGUACUGCGGCAACCAGGUGCCGCCACCCAUCGUCUCCACACGGGAGGUGCUGCGCGUCCUGUUCAAGUCGGACGACACCAUCAACUCCAAGGGCUUUUCGGCAGCCUAUGAAAUUGUUGACAGCAACGCCAUCGAAGACAUUGAAGCGAGCAAGAAGCAUUGAACUCAGCGGCCAUCUGUCGUCUGGAACGCUGCGUUCAGAGCCAAGAUGGCGGUCCUGGUGAUCACUGCAUUGUGAUGGGUUCCAGUGUUACCGGGUUCACUCGACGACGCUAAGUUUAUGAGUGCUACGUAGUGCGCUCCACGCUCUUGGGAGUGCCGGUGCUGAGAACUCUGUACACUGAUGAGUGUCUGUGCUGUUGGGUGCACUGUGGGCUGGAGCGACGCUAAUGCCGUCGAGCGCUUUCCCCAGCCAGAUGCGGACGGCGAGCCCACCCCGCCUCUAACAGGUGUCACCACUGCCUCAAUGUGCAAUGGGGACUGCCGUCUUGUGGAUUCCUUACCGAUGUUUUACUCGCAGUGGACUGAUUUCAAGCUUAUUGGACGAGGUGAAGAUAAUAAGCCGUUAGAUGGUUGUUCCAUGUAUUUAAGUUCCAUUUGUUUACCUGUAAAUGACCCACUCGCCGGUGUACUAUGACAAACGAUGCUGCUCACUAUCAGACAGUGUUAGUAUUUUCAUAUGUUUUGCAUGGCUUGUACCCUGGUCUUGCCUCUCAUUCCACGUUGAGGGUCUCUGGUGCUAUCCGCGUCCAACCAACCACAAAGCCCAGUAAAAGCAACGAUUUGGCAUCCCCUGCGUACCAGAUGGUUUUAAGAAUGGUGUCAAGGCGGAAAAUGCUUCAGAAGUUGUCGGCUCUUUCCUGCUCCCAUCAUUGUUUGACUAUUCACGCGUAGCAAACACGAUAGCAAGAGACUUCCCUGCCAUCUAACAUAUGCGUUUGAUGGUCUUAUUCCACUAUCUGUCGACCAUAGCAAUGCAAAGUGCUGAGAGUUUUGUCACCAGGAGUGUCUCUGAUAAGCGUGUUUCGAGGAUUAUUUCACCCCUUCACCUGACAGUUUUACAGCAGUUUCAGAAUCCUACAGGAUUGACGCAUUAAAUACGAUUGGUUUGACCAGUAAUGCGUGCAAGGUUGAUGCUUGGAGUCUGACGUCAUUAACAAGUAGCAGUGCCAAACCACUUCUAAGCCGUGUGUGUAGGGUAGGUGACCCUUGGCUAUGGCGCGGUGACGCUCCCCGUGUAUUUGUUCACUUCACUUGUCUCACGUGCCAGAUGUGAAUGACCCUGGCUAGCCAGAGCUGUGCCAAACGCCGAGUGUCUGUGACGGUGUGACUCUCGAAAUAGUGUGUUCACACGAGCUAGGACUAGCGAUAGAUGUAUUAUGCUAUUGUAUUUAGUAUUAAUAUUUCCCCGAUUGUGUGCUGUGGCUGCGGCUCCAGUCAAGAGACCACCACCCGCGACCGUCGUAUUCCAGUUUCUCAGUUCAAAAGAACGGACAGGUGACGCGCUGGCGGCAGAAGUUUAGUGAGUCGCCGCCCUGCUCGCCGUUAGUGAGUUAAUGAACGCGUGCUCUCCUUAAAACUCGCCCGCGGCUGUCUCCUCGACGUGGCUUUUUGCGUUAUCACAGUGAGUUUAUGAACGCGCUCUCCCGUUCAAGCUCGCCUGCGGUUGUCACUCAGACGUGAUCUUCCUGACGUUAUCACAGCGAGUUUAUGAACGCGUGCUCACCUUCAAACUCGCUUGCGGUUGUUCCUUAGACGUGGUCUUUCUGGCGUUAUCACACCAGGCAGCGGAGUGCUGGCCGUCGCCCGUUCGCUGUAUGUGUGUCUGCGUGUCAACAGGGCAGUCGAGCCAACUGAUGGGUGUGACGUCAGAGCCCUCUGUGGUGCGCCAGAACCAUGCCCGGUGCGUCGGAUAUGCCACCGGCGCCGGCCACUCCCACCACACAGUGUGCGUCGUAUUUGUACUUAAUUGCUGGAUUUUUCGAGCGGCUGAUAGACGCCCUGCAGCGCGGCGGUGACACCAGUCAAGUGUGGCAGAGGUUUUAGAUCACUAAUACAAUUUACACUG
Molecule: messenger RNA, 3716 nt
Organism: Pollicipes pollicipes
Lineage: Eukaryota; Metazoa; Arthropoda; Thecostraca; Pollicipedomorpha; Pollicipedidae
Product: tolloid-like protein 2
Biological process (GO): proteolysis
Molecular function (GO): metalloendopeptidase activity; calcium ion binding; zinc ion binding
Source: RefSeq, a predicted model, not a curated record